GCGGGGACCUCCAAACAACCGACUCCUUUCCAGGUGAAGGGUGACUUGGGUACGUUGGGGCUUUGAGCGAGCCUCCCCGCACCCUCCCAUAGGACCCCAGGACAGACCCUGCGUCCUCGCUGACCCGCCCUAGGCUGAAGAAACACUUAAAUUCUGGAAAUAGCGACUCAGUAUCAUGGCCAGCAGCCUUAAUGAAGAUCCAGAAGGAAGCAGAAUCACUUAUGUGAAAGGAGACCUUUUUGCAUGCCCGAAAACAGACUCUUUAGCCCACUGUAUCAGUGAGGAUUGUCGCAUGGGCGCUGGGAUAGCUGUCCUCUUUAAGAAGAAAUUUGGAGGGGUGCAAGAACUUUUAAAUCAACAAAGGAAAUCUGGAGAAGUGGCUGUUCUGAAGAGAGAUGGGCGAUAUAUAUAUUACUUGAUUACAAAGAAAAGGGCUUCGCACAAACCAACUUAUGAAAACUUACAGAAGAGUUUAGAGGCAAUGAAGUCUCAUUGUCUGAAGAAUGGAGUCACCGACCUCUCCAUGCCCAGGAUUGGAUGUGGUCUUGAUCGUCUGCAAUGGGAAAAUGUAUCUGCGAUGAUCGAGGAGGUAUUUGAGGCAACAGACAUCAAAAUUACUGUGUACACACUCUGAACCAGUGAACAUUUUGGAUGUUUCCGUGUUCUCCUGUGUCAUCUCUACUGGGCCAUAGGACCGGGCAAACCUACCUUAAAAUAGGCAGAGGAAAGUUUCAUGAGAAGUAGUGUGUUUAACAAGACAGACUUUGGUUGCUGUAUUCAAGUAUUUGGACUAUGACUGUGGAGGAGGGCUUGCUUAAGAUAUGUUGUUGUGUUUUUUUGUGGAAAAGUAAGGAGUUAGGUGGCUUGAUAAUAGGCAGGGAAACCAGAUUGUCGGGACUAUGACCUUUUUCUCCAGUAUGCUACCUGAUUUGUUUGGCUGGCCAUUAGGUGGCAGCAUUGGUUCUACUUCUCUGCUUUUUAAGAGAAAUUUCAGGAAGGAUGAUCAUUCCAGUUAGUUUGGCAUUUUUUGUCGUUUGUGCACAUAACUUGGUGUUAUCCUUAUGUCAUCAGAUUCCUCCUAGGGGAGAGUUUUUGUUUUAAUUACAAAAUUAAAUUCUACAUGUUACCAAGAAAUUUGUGGUGAUAAAAAUGGAAAAAUAAAAAUUUGGGGAGUUAGUGAG
Gorilla gorilla gorilla (western lowland gorilla) is the source of this 1181-nucleotide messenger RNA. It is a transcript of the gene OARD1, whose product is annotated as O-acyl-ADP-ribose deacylase 1. The transcript is spliced from 6 exons. Lineage: Eukaryota; Metazoa; Chordata; Mammalia; Primates; Hominidae. Gene Ontology annotation, biological process: peptidyl-glutamate ADP-deribosylation. The coding region runs from base 176 to 634 and encodes 152 amino acids. The record is from RefSeq and is a predicted model, not a curated record.